Phlebotomus argentipes is the source of this 625-nucleotide messenger RNA. RefSeq names its product UPF0184 protein AAEL002161-like. The record is from RefSeq and is a predicted model, not a curated record. Lineage: Eukaryota; Metazoa; Arthropoda; Insecta; Diptera; Psychodidae. The transcript has 2 exons. The coding region runs from base 182 to 499 and encodes 105 amino acids.
ACGUGGAUUUGAGGCUGAAUUUCCACGAAAAUCCUCAAUAAAGUUGGAAGAAAUCAAAAUAUUAUUUUCACUGGGAACAGUUCCUUCAAAUCAGAUACAGAACAGCUGAGAAGCGCUUGGAGGGGAAAUUUUGAUCAUAUGAUAACUGUCAUUUUCAUUUUGUUUCUUAUCGUGCGUUUGUAUGGAUUCUGAAGAAAAACGUGAGGAAAUGGCACCGAAAACACCUGAAAAAGAUGCCAAGCCAAAAGUGGAGACCAGCGGCAACAUCCUCGAAUCAAUAAAUGACGAUUUGGAUGAGAUUGAUUUGGUCAGCGACAGUUUGGAUUCCCUGAACUCUGCUCUGGACGCAAUCGAGCAGCGAGCCAACAACAUGAGAACUAUGCUGAUCGAGCUGCAGAUGUCCAAUCGAGAAUUGCUGAAGGAAUUGCGUGAGGACAACAAGACGACGGAGCCCGAGAGCAGUCCGGAAGAAGGCUCUAAAAGCGGUGGGAAUUCCUAGGAAGGGUUAAAAUGCACCCCACAAAUAUUGCAUGUGUUUGUGUACAUAGCCAAAUUCCUUUUAUGCAUUAUCUGAUUGUCCCAAUAGGGUGAAAUUGCCGAAUAAAAUUAAUUGUAGCAUUUAUUU